AUGGAAUCACCUACGCUCUCAGAGAGAAUGGCACGAUGGCAAAUCCUAUUUUCUGAGUAUGACAUAACGUAUGUGAGCCAAAAGUCCAUAAAGGGAAGCACGAUAGUUGACUUCUUGGCAAGUCGAGCAAUGGAAGAAUAUGAACCAUUGAGAUUCGAUUUCCCGGAUGAAGACUUGAUGGGCAUUUCUAAAAAGGAAGGUGAAUCAUCAAAAGUUCAAUCAUGGAAGAUGAGUUUUGAUGGUGCAUCGAACGCAUUAGGGCACGUGAUAGGAGCAGUCUUAGUGUCACCAGAAGGGAACCAUUAUCCGCUCACUGCCAGAUUGAAUUUCUUCUGUACCAAUAAUAUAGCGGAAUAUGAAGCUUGCAUCAUGGGGCUUUGUUCAGCUAUCGAAAGGAAAAUCAAAAUUUUAGAGGUGUAUGGGGACUCAGCAUUAGUGAUUUAUCAAAUCCGUGGAGAUUGGGAAGUGAGGGAUUCAAAAUUAGUCAAAUAUCGCGAUCUCAUUGCGGAAUUGGUCAAUGAAUUCAAAGAAGUGACUUUAACUACUCCCAUGAGAAGAAAACCAAUUGGCUGA
Gossypium raimondii (Peruvian cotton) is the source of this 573-nucleotide messenger RNA. RefSeq lists its product as uncharacterized. The record is from RefSeq and is a predicted model, not a curated record. Bases 1 to 573 code for a protein of 190 amino acids. NCBI's taxonomy places the organism in Eukaryota, Viridiplantae, Streptophyta, Magnoliopsida, Malvales, Malvaceae. Gene Ontology annotation, molecular function: nucleic acid binding; RNA-DNA hybrid ribonuclease activity. The transcript has a single exon.